AUGAACGAACGCAAGCGCAAGGUAGACAUCGGCGACCUGGACAUCAAGAAGAAAAAGCGCAAGAGCCGGUUCUCGGACGCUCCUCCUGCCGCUUCCUCUUCCGAUGCCGGAGUGAACCCGUUGACAGGAGCUCCUUUCUCGGCGCGAUACCAGACGCUACUUGCCCAGCGUCAGAAGCUGCCAGUUCACCAGUUCCUCGACCAGAUUCAGGACGCUGUCAAGGCGCAUCAGGUCAUUGUCGUAGAGGGCGAGACGGGUAGUGGCAAGACCACGCAAAUCCCGCAAUUCCUAACGUUGCUUAACGCCUCCAGCGGCAAGAUGGUGGCCUGUACGCAGCCACGUCGAGUGGCCGCCAUGAGCAUCGCCAAGCGUGUGGCCGAGGAAAUGGACGUGCAACUCGGACAGGAAGUAGGUUACACUAUCCGAUUCGAGGACGUUACGAGCCAACGCACCAAGUUGCGCUUCCUCACGGACGGUAUGCUGCUGCAACACGCCAUGAGUGAUCCGCUGCUGUCCAACUACUCGACCAUCUUGCUGGAUGAGGCACACGAACGCACUUUGAGUACAGAUAUCCUGUUCGGUUUACUCAAAGAGGUGCUACCCAAGCGUCCAGACCUCAAGGUCGUUGUCAUGAGUGCGACGCUGGAUGCUGUCAAGUUCCAGAAGUACUUCGAAGGCGCACCACUCAUUGCGAUCCCUGGACGUACCUUCCCCGUGGAGAUUUUCUACACACCGGAGCCGGAACGCGACUACCUGGAGGCUGCUGUGCGUACGGCCGUGCAGAUCCACAUCUGCGAGGAAGAAGGAGACGUACUGCUCUUCUUAACUGGCCAGGAGGAGAUUGAGAACGCGUGUCGUCAAAUUCGUGCGGAAGCUGACGCGUUGGACUCGUCCAAGUACGGCCCACUUGAUGUGUAUCCGCUGUACUCGUCACUCACCCCGCAACAACAGCAACUUAUUUUCAAAGACGCCCCGCCGCCGCGCUUCCCGGGAGGUCCUAAGGGCCGCAAAAUUGUCGUGUCUACCAAUGUGGCAGAAACCUCAUUGACCAUCGACGGUAUUGUGUACGUUGUGGACCCGGGUUUCUCCAAGCAGAAGGUGUACAACCCGCGUAUUCGUGUCGAGUCGCUGUUGGUGUCGCCUAUUUCUCGCGCUUCGGCUAAACAGCGUUCUGGUCGUGCUGGUCGUACGCGUCCGGGUAAAUGCUUCCGUCUCUACACUGAGCAGUCGUUCAUGCGCGACCUGGAGGAGCAGACUUACCCCGAGAUUCUGUGUUCUGAAAUGAGUGGCGUCGUCCUGACACUGAAGCAGCUGGGUAUUGACGAUCUGGUGCACUUUGACUUCAUGGACCCACCUGCUCCUGAGACUUUGAUGCGUGCGUUGGAGAUGCUGAACUAUCUCGGUGCAUUGGACGACGAAGGUGAGCUUACGGAACUCGGUCGUCAAAUGGCUAUGCUCCCGGUACUGCCGCAGUUGGCAAAGAUGUUGAUCUCAUCGGCGAAGUAUCAGGUGCCACAAGAGGUGGCUACUAUCGUAGCUAUGCUGUCUGUGCAAGAACCUUUUGUCCGUCCGAAGAACGACGCCAAGGCUGCCAACGAGGCCAAGGCGACCUUCGCACAUGUGGAUGGUGACCAUCUCACUCUGCUGAAUGUGUUCCACGCGUACAAGUUGAACAACGGUGAUGUGAACUGGUGCUUCCAGAACUACCUGAACAACCGGUCGCUGCAAAGCGCGUCGAACGUGCGUGACCAGCUGAUCCGCAACAUGAAGCGACUGGAGAUGCCGACGCAGUCGACGCUGGACAUCCACUCGCCUCAGUACUACCCCAACAUCAUCAAGGCGCUGGUGUCCGGAUUCUUCAUGCAGGUUGGCCACAAGGCUGCUGGUGGCCACUACGUGACGGUGAAAGACAACCAGGUCGUGCAUCUACACCCUUCGUGCGUGCUGGACAACAAGCCCGAUUGGGUUGUCUACAACGAGUUCGUGCUCACCAGCCGCAGUUACAUUCGUCUGAACACUCGCAUUAUGGGCGAAUGGCUCGUGGACAUCGCACCUCACUACUUUGACCUGGCCAACUUCCCUCCUGGUGAAGCCAAGCGAGAGCUUGAGACGUUGUACCGCCGCAUGAAUGCGCGGAACAACUCCAAGAGCCUUAGGUAAUUUUGCAUUCAUUAUACGAUAGAUGAACUGGUC
Molecule: messenger RNA, 2193 nt
Organism: Phytophthora infestans T30-4
Lineage: Eukaryota; Oomycota; Peronosporomycetes; Peronosporales; Peronosporaceae
Product: pre-mRNA-splicing factor ATP-dependent RNA helicase PRP43
Exons: 1
Coding region: 1-2160 (719 amino acids)
Cellular component (GO): intracellular anatomical structure
Molecular function (GO): RNA binding; ATP binding
Source: RefSeq, a predicted model, not a curated record